AUGCACUUCACCAACAGCAUCAUCGCCGGAGCUUCCGUCCUCGGUCUGGCCACUGCCAGCCCUGUCGACCUCGAGGGUCGCCAGUCAGCCUGCUCUUCAUACACCAUCAUCAACACCCGCGGCACCGGCGAGCCCCAAGGCCAAUCCUCCGGCUUCACCACCAUGAACAGCAACAUCCGCUCUCAAGUCUCGGGCGGCAAGAUCUACAACACCGUCUACGCAGCCGACUACAGCCAAAACUCUGCAGCAGGCACCUCAGACAUUGUCAACAAGAUCACCACCACCCUCCGCACAAGCCCCAACGAAUGUUUCAUCCUCGAGGGAUACUCCCAAGGUGCUGCUGCCACUGUCAAUGCUCUGCCCAAGUUGACUGGCACCGCCAACACUGCUGUCAAGGGUGUUUUCCUCAUCGGCGACCCUCUGCACAAGAGCGGCUUGACCUGCAACGUUGACAGCAACGGCGGAACUACCACCAGAAAUGUCAACGGUAUUUCACAAUACUAUGGCGCCAACAGCAUCCCCUCUGGUUGGAUCUCGAGAACUCUUGAUGUUUGCGCUUACGGCGAUGGCGUUUGCGACACCACCCACGGCCAGGGCAUCAACGCGGCUCACCUGUCUUACCCAAGGGACUCCAGCGUGCAGAACCUGGGUACCCAGUUUGUUGUUGGCAAGCUCCGUGGUACUUCUUAG
Messenger RNA from Aureobasidium namibiae CBS 147.97, 690 nucleotides. Its product is annotated as cutinase. The record is from RefSeq and is a predicted model, not a curated record. NCBI's taxonomy places the organism in Eukaryota, Fungi, Ascomycota, Dothideomycetes, Dothideales, Saccotheciaceae. Gene Ontology annotation, molecular function: hydrolase activity. The transcript has a single exon. Bases 1 to 690 code for a protein of 229 amino acids.